Solea solea (common sole) is the source of this 3062-nucleotide messenger RNA. It is a transcript of the gene hpn, whose product is annotated as hepsin. Gene Ontology annotation, cellular component: membrane. Lineage: Eukaryota; Metazoa; Chordata; Actinopteri; Pleuronectiformes; Soleidae. Gene Ontology annotation, biological process: proteolysis. Gene Ontology annotation, molecular function: serine-type endopeptidase activity; serine-type exopeptidase activity. The record is from RefSeq and is a predicted model, not a curated record. The transcript has 13 exons. The coding region runs from base 495 to 1778 and encodes 427 amino acids.
GAAGGACCGCACACACACACACACACACGCAUACACACAAACAUACGCAGGCUCAGCGACAAACUGCGGAUAAACGUUGAAGUGUUACACGACUAAGUGUGAUUUCACCUGCUCCUCUCAUCCAGAUGUUCCUCUCGUUUCUGUUGGAAACAGGCGCAGGUGGUUUCGGUUGAGAGAAAUAGUUUGAACUGUCGCUGGAAAGUUUUGUCGCAGUUUUCUUCUUUUUUGGGGGUCAGUAACCUGCGGAGAAAGAAAAGACGGAUUUACCGUAAACUGGGGAUUUACCUGGUGGUGCCAGCGUGUUAACAGCUGUUUAUUUUGCGCAUCUGAAGUUAUUUUAUUCUUUUUUUACACACACAUAUAUAUAUAUAUACUUCUUGAAAGAAGAGAGGAAAAAUAGGACAAAUUCAGGCCAACAGAGGGCUCACACAACCUGCAAGUCAAGGAAGGAGACAGAUCAUCUGCUAUUGCCCUUUGCAUCUCACUGUAUACAGAUGUAUGUCGAGAAAGUUGUAACAGAGAAGAAGAUGGGGAGCAAGGGCAUCUCUCUGACCUGUGUGUUGACACCCUGCCGGGUGAUGGGCAUGUGUCUGGUACUGAUGAUCUUGGGAGCUGUUGGAGCAGCCGUUUGGGCCGUAGUUACGUUUUGCACAAUGGAGGAAGAUACAGGAUUAUAUGACAUUCAGGUAAAUUCUGCUGACCAGCGUCUCAGAGUCUUUGACUCCCCCCAGAAGAAGUGGCGUCAGGUGUGUUCCUCCUCAGCCAACGAACAGCUUGCGAGCAUCAGCUGUGAAGAAGUGGGCUUUGUCAGUGUGGUGAAUUACUCGGUCACAUCAGUGCCAGAGGCCAGUGGAGAUGGCGGAGAGUUCUUUUGUGUGAGACAGGAGGAGCUCAGCUACGGCAAGAAGAUUAAGGACUCAUUGUUUCCAUGUGACUGUGAGAGCAGGGAGGUUCUCACACUUUUGUGCCAAGACUGUGGCAGACGCAGUUUUGCAGCAGACCGUAUAGUUGGCGGUGUGGAUGCGCGGCAGGGCAGCUGGCCGUGGCAGGUCAGCUUACAGUACGAUGGAGUUCAUCAGUGUGGAGGAUCCAUCAUCUCAGACCGCUGGAUUGUCUCUGCAGCUCACUGUUUCCGCGAACGGAUCCGCUUUGUGAAUCGCUGGCGUGUGCUGCUGGGCUCAAUAUACAAUAAACCAGUCAAUGCCAACGUGGCGGAGGUGAAGACCAUCGUUUAUCACAGCAGCUACCUGCCCUUCGUAGACACCAACAUCGACGACAACAGCAGGGACAUCGCUGUUUUGGCCCUCACACAACCACUCACUUUCAAUGAAUACAUCCAGCCUAUUUGUCUGCCAGCGUAUGGUCAAAGACUGAUAGAUGGACAGAUGGGGACAGUAACAGGCUGGGGAAACGUUGGCUACUAUGGUCACCUGGCAGAUGUUCUCCAGGAAGCACAUGUCCCCAUCAUCAGUGACACUGUCUGUAACGCUGCAGAUUACUAUGACAAUCAGAUCACCACCAGCAUGUUCUGUGCUGGUUAUGAGAAAGGAGGCACUGAUGCCUGUCAGGGAGACAGCGGUGGUCCUUUUGUGGCGGAGGACAGUCAGUCUAAGGCCAUUCGAUAUCGUCUGCUGGGGGUGGUGAGCUGGGGAACAGGUUGUGCCAUGGCAAAGAAACCUGGCGUCUACACCAGAGUGUCACGGUUUCUUCCCUGGAUAUCCACUGCCAUGAGGAACUAUCACAAUUCACCAGGGGUUCACAAAAUGGCCCGGAUAUGAGAAUACUGCACCACUUUUUCUAGAUAAAAAUAUGGACAAAUCCUGUUUAUGUCAAUAGGGAGUCUUAUGAUGGGGGGGUGGCGAGUUUAGACCCCCCCCCCCCCCCCCUUCUCCUAAUACUGAGGAUCUUACCACUUCUUUUCCCUGUAGUAAAAAAUGUAAACUAGUGUCAUCCUUCAUAAUGGUCAUAAUGGUCAUUUAACUUUUUUUGUUGUGAGUUCAUGCACUAAAGAGAUCACGUGGCUCAGAUUGAGGUGCACUUAUUCAAGGGUUAAUGAAACCUCCACAAAAAAACAAAAACAUAUCUAAAUGAUAACAAAGGUGGAUGUUCUUUCCCUAUCAUCAAGGUACAAGUGAGUAUUAUCACACACUAUGGUUCUUUUUGACUUCAUGUGUCCAAUUACUUUCAAACCUUUAUGUGUUUUUGUACAUUUAAGCAGAUACUUAGCACCUUAAUUUUUUGUUUAUUUCAGAAUAAAUGUUCUGAGCCUAAAGAACAAAAACAUGAACCUGUCCAAACUCUUAAAGGCCAAAAGUGAUAUAUUAUCGGAAUUUAUAUACUGGAUUUAAGAUGAAAUACAAUGAUGUUUUUGCAUUUUUGCAUUUGUUUGCAUUGUAAAAAGCAACAGAAGUAAAUUGAAAUAAGCCAUCUAUAAUCUAUAGCAAAGACUAUAGAUUACAAUAAGAAACUAAAAGACUUGUCACAGUUAUUAUUUUCUUGUUCUAACUGAGUCCGUUUUUAGAUCAUUUUAACAAAGAUCAGAAAAGCUACACUGUGCAACACAGAGUGUAAAAUAGCAGUAAUUUUGUGUAAUUCUAAGAUUACACAACAGCACAACAGAUGAUGGCUUUUCACAUAGUAGAGACGUGUAGGCUUUUCAAACUCUUGUGUGAAUAUAAUGUGGUUUUUAUAUCAUGAAUAAUCAUUCACACACGCGUUUAUCUUCACCAAAUCUCUAUGGUUGAGAUAUACUGAGAAAGAUAAUGCCCACAUUCAAAUCAAUAUUUUGCCUUGUUUUGUAAAUAUUGGUCAGUGUGUUUUUUUUUUCUUUCUUAUGUAGAUGCUUAUGUCAGACCCAGAUCUUAAAGCCAGGAGUGCAACAACAAUAUAAUUAAUGUCCUUAUAUGAUAAAAUAUACCCUUUCCUGCAUAUUUUAGAAAACUCUUUUACUGUAGCUGUGUGAGUACCUGUAGCAAACACUGAAUCUUUGCCCUGCACCUGGCCCAAAUAAACAAUGAAAUGUGACUGUCUUCAAAAUAAAUUUGAAUAUUUUUUAAAAUUUC